Stylophora pistillata is the source of this 1416-nucleotide messenger RNA. Its product is annotated as ras-related protein Rab-22A. Gene Ontology annotation, molecular function: GTPase activity; GTP binding. Lineage: Eukaryota; Metazoa; Cnidaria; Anthozoa; Scleractinia; Pocilloporidae. The record is from RefSeq and is a predicted model, not a curated record.
AAGACGUAAAGAUAUCGACUGUCUCUGAUCAUGCAUCGGUCGUACAGUGGUCCUGGAGGGUCCAUCAGAGAAACAAAACUCUGCCUUCUGGGAGAUGCUGGUGUGGGAAAGUCGUGUUUAGUUCAUCGUUUCGUGUCCGACACCUUCAACGCUGCCUCUCCGCCCACCAUUGGGGCAGCCUUUAUGACCAAAAUGAUGCUUGUGGGGGAACAAGCAUUCAAGUUCAAUAUUUGGGACACUGCAGGCCAGGAAAGGUUCAAAAGUUUGGCUCCACUGUAUUACAGAGAUGCUGCUGCUGCCAUUUUGGUUUAUGAUAUAACCAGGGAUAGUUCAUUUCAUGCAUUAAAAAGCUGGAUCAAGGAGUUGAAAAGAUAUGGACCCCCUGAUAUUCUUAUAGCCAUUGCAGGAAAUAAGUGUGAUAAGGCUGAUCAAAGAGAGGUCAAUGAGGAAGAAGCAGAAGAAUUUGCUAAUAGUGAAGAGGCAAUAUUUGUGGAAACAAGUGCUAGAACAAACAAGAAUGUACAUUGGCUCUUUGAAGAGCUUUCUCGAAAACUACCUCAAGAACAAGCUGAUCCUCCAUCAGGAAGAAGCACUCUUGUGCGACCUAAGCAAGCUGAUGAAGUAUCAAACAAGACUUGUUGCUCUCAAAAAUAACAGCCAAGGAAGCCAACUUAGUUGCAAUUCUUGCACACAAGAUGCUGAUCUCCAAUCAAAUUUCUUAGAGAGGGCUUGGAAAAACAGUUGUUGCUCUUUGGGAACACAGAGCCAAUGUGUAAGACUACUUUGGAGGCAACCCAGAGAGAAGUUGGAUCAAGGAGACAGCAGACAUAUGAGACUUAUCUUAGAACAUGAAAUUAAUUAAUAGAUAAUGAAGAAUAGGCAAGACAACAUAAUUAACAAUUUUUAUUGUUGUGAUCAAAAUUAGAUUAAGUUUCAAGUUUGGUUUUUAUGGUAGAAAAGUUCCUUGGUCAGCAUGAAAAGAUUGCUUAUAAUUUCAGAAAAUUGUGAGCAUUUCAGCUUACAUUCUCACAAUGAUGUUUGGGAACCAGUGAAAUCCUCGAUGAUCUAAAAGGUUUCAGACCCAUGAAAACCAAACUUGACAGGAUGUUUUGUGCUUGGUAACAGCCAGUCAACAUAUAAAUAAGGGCUGUAGGAAGCAAUAGGCUGUGGGUAUUGUUAUUGACACAAUAUAAAUAUUUUCAUAUUCAACAUACUUAAUUUUUCAUGCUAUGCAAGGUCACCAUACAGAUGUUUAUCUGAUAGAAAUCCAUAGUUUCAGAGUAUCUGCCACAUGAAUUUUCCUCAGUCUGUACAAACCUUAGCACAAGUGUGAACCCUUUUACUCUUAAGGUUACCGUGCACCUUCACAGGUGUCUUGCAUGCAAGCGAUGUAGGGCGUCUGGUUCAAACUGUAGA